Messenger RNA from Mesorhabditis belari, 198 nucleotides. NCBI's taxonomy places the organism in Eukaryota, Metazoa, Nematoda, Chromadorea, Rhabditida, Rhabditidae. The record is from the annotation of a GenBank genome assembly.
AUGUGUGUUGGAUGUUUCGCGAUCCUCCCAGAAAUGCUCAAUCCAGAGUUGAAAGAGCUUAAUGGUGUGGAAGCCAAUGGCUUGCAGGCGCCAUGCCCGGGAGGUUGCAAUCCAACGUCGUGCAACACCUGUUGUCAACGUGCCGGUUACACCGCCGGCCUCUGUCUCCCGCCGAUAAACUGCAUUUGCGUGCAAGUU